CCGUAAGCGCUUUAUUCAUAACAGAUGAUGAAUUUUGUGUUUUGAUUGUUCAUUUCAUCAGAGUCAUUUGAGAAGUAUUUUAAAUAUGAAGAGAAGUAUCUUGAAGAUUAUAUAUCUUUAAUAAUCGCAAUUUGAUAAUUAUUAUGAACGCGAUUACCGUGGUAGCAAUAUUGUUUCUUGUUGAAUUGUGUUGUGGUACUUUGUCACCACCGACAGGAAAAAAUAAAAGAGAGAAAGGAAAGAGUAACAAUAAGUUGUCCAAGGGUCCUGUGGAGCAAGAUGUUUUUCAAAGAAACUUGUUAGUUGAGAAUCCUAAACAACAGGAUAUUCUUCGUGAAUCAGGUCGAUAUUUUCAAGAUACAAAGCAUAGAAGAUUUAAAGGAGAUGUUUUGGGGUAUUGUACACCUUGGAAUGGGAAUGGAUUUGAAAUUUCAAAAACCUUUCAUGGCAAGCUUACGAUGGUAUCUCCUGUAUGGUUGUCCUUUCCUUUUGGCAACACGUCAACUUAUCAAUUGUCUACUCAUUCUGUUCAAACUAAGUGGAUAAAAGAAAUGAGGAAUUAUAAUAAUAUUAAUCAUGGUGUGAAACUUAUGCCUAGAGUAUUGUUUGAACAUUGGUCCAUUGAUGACAUUAUGAAGAUAUACAGUAGUACAGAAAGCCAAACUCAAUUAAUAGUAUCUCUUUUGGAUGCUGCUCAGACCUUUUAUUUUGAUGGAUACGUCUUAGAAAUAUGGAAUCAAUUUGUAUUUGCAGGUGCAAAUCUACCAAUUGUCACUUCUAUAGUAAAAUCUAUUGCACAGAAGUUGAGAAAACAUAAUUUGGAUAUUAUAUUAGCAAUACCACCAUCCAAAGGUGCACAAAUUGAAUUGUUUUCAAAGCAACAGUUUGAUGAACUAGCACCAUAUGUAAAAGCUUUUUCGCUUAUGACUUAUGAUUAUUCAACUAUUCAAAAACCAGGCCCGAAUAGUCCUCUUGAUUGGGCCAAACAAUGUGUAAAACUGUUAGUUCCAAAGAAAGAUGAUUCCAGACGAUCUCAAAUUUUACUAGGUAUUAAUUUCUAUGGUUACAAUUAUACACCAGAGGGUGGUAGAGCGAUUCUUGCAUCUGAAUAUUUAGAUAUACUGAAAUCAUUCAAAGGAAAGAUUCAAUGGGACAACAAAAGCAAAGAACAUUUCUUUGAAUCAAAGUUGCCUAUAGGUAAUGGUUACGUCUUUUAUCCUACUUUAUAUUCAAUUAAACAUCGAUUAGAUCUCGCUAAUGAACUAGGUACAGGAAUUUCGAUUUGGGAAUUAGGUCAAGGAUUGAAUUACUUUUACGACUUGUUAUAAACUGUUGCAUAUAAUUUUUUAUUUUAUAUAAUUGAAGUUUUCUAAUGUCUGUAGGCACAUGGAUAUGCAUGUACAUACAAGUCUCAAAAUACAUUUAAACAUUUAUAAAGUUUA
Molecule: messenger RNA, 1442 nt
Organism: Linepithema humile (Argentine ant)
Lineage: Eukaryota; Metazoa; Arthropoda; Insecta; Hymenoptera; Formicidae
Product: chitinase domain-containing protein 1
Biological process (GO): carbohydrate metabolic process
Cellular component (GO): endomembrane system
Molecular function (GO): oligosaccharide binding; chitin binding
Source: RefSeq, a predicted model, not a curated record